AGAAAAAUGAACUUCAAUAUUGGAGCGUCCUCUUACAUAUCAUCGUCUUCUUCUUCUUCAGAUGAUGAUGCUUUAGCGAUGAACACUAUAGCACAACUUGAUGAAGAAGAAGAAAUCAUGAUGGUGGCACUAAAAAACAACAACAUGACAAUAAGUCAUUGUAUUGGUGAGAUGAAUACGCCUAUUAGGCAUGGUGGAUCUGUUCAUGGUCAUGUGGUUAUAGACCGUGAUCGAGAAAUGGGAGACCAUAAUUUGUUCAUGGACUAUUUCUCUCCAAAUCCACGAUAUGGAGAAGCAUUAUUUCGCCGACGAUAUCGUAUGUCGCGAGAUUUGUUCCUACAAAUAGUUGGUGCUGUUACAAAUCAUGACAACUAUUUCCACCAACGAAGAAAUGCAACAGGUAGACUCGGAUUAUCAGCUUUACAAAAAAUAACAGCUGUAUUUCGUAUGUUGGCAUAUGGUGUGCCCGCGGAUGCAACAGACGAGUACGUUAAAAUAGGUGAGUCUACAGCAAUUGAAAGUAUGAAAAGAUUUUGUCGAUCUAUUGUCCAAAUAUAUGGAGGGCAGUAUCUAAGAAGACCUAAUGACAAUGACAUAGCGAGACUUCUUGACAUUGGAAAACAACGUGGAUUUCCAGGAAUGUUGGGGAGUCUUGAUUGCAUGCAUUGGAAAUGGAAAAAUUGUCCAACAGCAUGGGCAGGACAAUAUUCUGGUCGUAGUGGCUCACCAACUAUCAUCCUUGAAGCUGUGGCAGAUUAUGAUCUUUGGAUAUGGCACGCAUAUUUUGGAAUGCCAGGUAGUAACAAUGAUAUUAAUGUUUUAGAGGCAUCCAAUCUUUUUUCAGAUUUAGCACAAGGAAUUGCUCCUCCCGCUCAUUAUAUUAUUCAAGGAAAAGAGUAUAAUGUCGGUUACUAUUUAGCGGAUGGUAUAUAUCCAAAGUGGUCAACACUUGUUCAAACAAUUCAUCAACCACAAGGUAGAAAGAAGAAAUAUUUUGCCAUGAGACAAGAAGCAUGUAGAAAAGAUGUUGAACGUGCCUUUGGAGUAUUGCAAUCCCGAUUUGCAAUUAUCGCAGGACCUUCACGUUUUUGGGAGAAAAAAGUCUUACAUGACAUAAUGAGUGCAUGUAUUAUAAUGCAUAAUAUGAUAAUAGAGAAUGAACGUGAUAUACAUGCACCGGUUGAAGAUGUGAGAGAUACACCAGUUCCAGAUAUUGAAGUGGCAGUUGAUGAGGCGGCACGGUUCACUCAAUUUCUUAGCCGACAUAACCAAAUACACGACAAAGACGCUCAUAUUGAGCUCCGCAAUGCUUUAAUUGAUCAUUUGUGGGAACAAUUCUCAAAUUCCGAUAACUAAACUAAGAAUGUUUAUUUAAUCUAUAGCUUUAAGUUUAAGUAGUACUUUAUUAAAUUAUUAAUGACGUAUAAAUUAUUAUAAUAUUAUUGUAAUAUUUAAUUUUAUGUGGUUUUAGCUUGUAUUUGUGAAAUAUUGAUUAUUGUAUUUUAAUUAGUGAGAUGCGUGAAAAUACAUAUUAAAAUGAUGUAUUUUAAUUUGUAUGUGUGAAAUAAUGUGUGAAAUGUCAAAAUAUUAAAUGA
Messenger RNA from Cuscuta epithymum, 1595 nucleotides. NCBI's taxonomy places the organism in Eukaryota, Viridiplantae, Streptophyta, Magnoliopsida, Solanales, Convolvulaceae. The record is from the annotation of a GenBank genome assembly.